This is a messenger RNA of Dentiscutata erythropus, 128 nucleotides long. The record is from the annotation of a GenBank genome assembly. NCBI's taxonomy places the organism in Eukaryota, Fungi, Glomeromycota, Glomeromycetes, Diversisporales, Gigasporaceae.
AUGUGGCAAGAUUUAGGUUACGAUGAAGCAUCAUGUGAAGAUUUACUAAUAAAACUUCGUGCUUAUAAGCAUAAAGAAAAACCUUAUAUUCAGCCAUUUAUAAUGGAAAAAGAAUCACCAUUAAAGUG